Molecule: messenger RNA, 1070 nt
Organism: Ceutorhynchus assimilis (cabbage seed weevil)
Lineage: Eukaryota; Metazoa; Arthropoda; Insecta; Coleoptera; Curculionidae
Source: the annotation of a GenBank genome assembly
UCGUCAAGGGAGAAUUUGUACUCAUGCAUAGGGAUGAAACAAUGCAUAAGGGAAAGCUGAAUUAUGAAUUCCAAGGUCCAUUUGAAGUUAUGGGUAUCACUUCCGAAGGACGUUACGAAUUGAGACGAGUAGGAAAAACUACAAUAACGAAAGCUGCCAAGGAACAACUUCGCGAAUGGCCGAAAGACUGGUCGCUUACGAUGGACCUGCCGGAAUUGCUUGAUGUAUUGGAAAAUGACCCAAGAGAACUUGAUUUAAAACGUAAACUAGUAGCUGUUACAGAUGCAGUUAGAAAAAAAUUUAAGCAAAUUAAAACAGAAACAGCAAAGGAUAAAUUCGAAUUGGAGAGAUUCUAUGAACCGAUCACUAAACCAUUAACAUCUAUCUCCAAUGACGUAAAACAGCAAAAACGGAACAUGCAACCAAAUGUACAAACAAAACCACGAAAGCAAAGUGUGAACACAUCGAUUGAUACAUCAGAAAUAUUUGAGGAAUCACCAUCAAUAGCAGAGAACGCAUCAUACCAAUCACUACAAUCAUCUACACCGAUAGGUGUAUCGAGAAAGGAACAACUAUUCGAGACACCGCCAUCAUCAGUUGAAUCCGCUAUAUUAUCUGAUCAUUCUAGCGGUAAAACGUCUAUAAAAUCUAUGAGAUAUCUUGAAACACUUUUGAGCGGUCUAAGUACAACACCAUCUCAAUAUGAUACCGUUUAUGGGGUUCAUUACGGUAAUAGUAGUAAAACAAAAAAGAAGACAUACAUUGGCAAUAAGGAAGUACGUUUUAUGGAUGGAAAAGUAUCAUUGUAUGAUGACCUUUCGAGAAAUAUUGCCAUAUUCGAUGGAAGCAGCGAACUUUACGAUUUGUUGUUUUUGAAAAGUCCACAGGUGUUGGAUAGAGUGGAUGAGAUGAGUCCAUCUGUACGUCAAAAUUACAGAAAUAUUUUAGAUUUAACAAAUGCCGUAUAUCAUGGCUAUGAUAAAAAACGUGGACUGACGGAAACUAGGUGGGAAAAAUAUUCGAAAAUCAUUAAACCCUUGAUGCGAAAAACGAAACUGGGUGAAGUCUAA